AACCGCUAGUAAACAAUGUGUUGGAUGGGUUUUGAGCAAAUUUUAGAUUUUGGCUACUAAGUACUUGUCAGUAGUAUGCUGUUUAUUAAUGAUUAAAGCUGAAAUUGUUAUGCAGUUUUAUGAACUUACUUCGUUGUUUAUUUUAUUGGUUUCUUUAUUUUCUCAAUUUUCAUGGCUGGAACCUUAAGUAGUAUUGUACAUUGCGAUUUCACUGUGCCAUCUGAUCAUGAAUGUGAUGAACCUAAUAGAAACGAACCAAUUGAUCGGUGGCUGAAUGAUGAAGCAUGUUUUCCUGUAGCAUUUUAUCGUUUCGAUUCCAGAGAAAUAAGAUGUACUACUCCGAAAAAAAGUGCAAAAAUGAUUGGGAAGUAUAUAAUGGGGGAUUUGUUGGGAGAAGGAUCGUACGGCAAGGUGAAGGAACUUUUGGACUCAACUACAUUGUGCCGCAGAGCGGUAAAAAUCUUAAAAAAGAAAAAGCUCCGAAAGAUACCGAAUGGUGAACGGAAUGUUGAAAGAGAAAUUUCUCUUUUAAGAAGACUGAAUCACCGAAAUGUGAUUAAAUUAAUAGAAGUCAUGUAUAAUGAUGAGAAGCAGAAAUUAUAUUUAGUAUUUGAAUAUUGUGUAUCUGUUUUGCAAGAGCUUCUGGAUUCGGUUCCUGACAAAAAAUUUCCUUUGUGGCAGGCCCAUGGGUACUUUUGUCAGUUAUUGGAUGGGUUAGAAUAUUUACAUAGUCAGGGAAUAAUACAUAAAGAUAUAAAACCAGGAAAUUUGUUGCUUGCUAAUUGUGGAACACUUAAAAUAUCAGAUUUAGGAGUUGCUGAGGCUCUAGAUAUGUAUGUGCAAGAUGAUAUUUGCCGUACAAGCCAAGGUUCACCUGCAUUUCAGCCUCCAGAGAUAGCCAAUGGUGCAGAAAUAUUUUCAGGUUUUAAAGUAGAUAUAUGGUCUUCUGGUGUUACUUUGUAUAAUAUUACUACUGGAAAGUAUCCAUUUGAAGGGGACAGCAUUUAUAAAUUGUAUGAAAAUAUUGGAAAAUGUGAGAUAACAAUUCCAGAAGAACUCGAUGAGUCUCUGCGAGAUCUUCUCCAGGGUAUGUUACAAAAAGAACCUGAUUUGAGAAUGUCUCUCCGGGAAGUUCAGUUUCAUAGAUGGGUUAAACAGCACCUACCAGUGUUAUCAGAAAGUGUUCCUAUUCCUCCAAGAUCUGAUGGAGAUACCUACAGAAACAUGACUGUGAUACCAUAUUUAAAAGCUCUGCACUCAGAAGAGAAUUCAGAAACUGAUGAUGAAGAAGAUAUUUUUUAUGAAGUUAUUGGAAGUGCUGCCCAAGUUCCUGAUGAAGUUCGUCCUGCCAAGAAAUCAAAGCAAUACUUCGGAAGGAAAAAACAUAAAAUACUUCAGCAAGUAAAGCAAUACUUCGGAAGAAAAAAACGUAUAAGUUGUAUAAAUGUUAGUACUUCCAGCCUUUGUCAACCAUCAUAAUUAUAUGAAAUAUAUUAGAGCUCAAUAAAAAUUAUUCUGUCUAUAUA
Messenger RNA from Stegodyphus dumicola, 1526 nucleotides. Its product is annotated as serine/threonine-protein kinase STK11-like. The record is from RefSeq and is a predicted model, not a curated record. Gene Ontology annotation, cellular component: cytoplasm. Gene Ontology annotation, biological process: glucose homeostasis; intracellular signal transduction; establishment of cell polarity. Gene Ontology annotation, molecular function: ATP binding; protein serine/threonine kinase activity; protein kinase activator activity. Lineage: Eukaryota; Metazoa; Arthropoda; Arachnida; Araneae; Eresidae.